CCCAAUCCAGCAGUCAUGGCGGUCUUGAAAGUCCACGGUAGCCCGUUCUCCACGGCAACGAUGCGAGUUGUCUCUGCGCUCUACGAGAAGGGGCUUGAGUUCGAGUUCGUUUCGAUUGACAUGAAGGUCGGCCAGCACAAAUCGGAGGCUUUCCUUGCUCUCAAUCCAUUUGGUCAAGUUCCAGCCUUUGAAGACGGAGACCUGAAGCUCUUCGAAUCAAGGGCCAUCACACAAUACAUCGCCCACGAGUACGCGUCAAACGGGACUCAACUGAUAUGCCCAGAUUCAAAGAAAAUGGCUAUCAUGUCAGUGUGGAUGGAGGUGGAGGCCCAUCAGUACGACCCCCAUGCCGCCAAGCUCUGUUUCGAGCUAUGUAUCAAGCCAAUGCUCGGCCUGACCACUGACCCGGCUGCAGUGGAGGACCUAGAGGCCAAACUCGGCAAGGUUUUGGAUGUGUACGAGGCUCGGUUGACUCAGUCCAAGUACUUGGGCGGAGACUGCUUGGGGCUGGCCGACCUUCACCACCUCCCCACCCUACACUACUUGCUGGGCAGUUCAGCCAAGAAGCUCUUUGACUCGCGUCCACACGUGUCCGCUUGGGUCGCUGAUAUCACCACCAGGCCUGCUUGGGCCAAGGUGAUUGCCAUGCAGAAGAGUUAAGAGAAAAAAAAUUGUGGCUUUGCCCUUGAGUUUUUGUGUGCGUGUAUGUUUCCUAAUAAAAUUUGCAGUGGAUAAUAACUGUGGAUUGGAUGAAUUCAAGUCCUUGAAUUCAAUCCAUACCUGAGAGUGAGAGAAAAUUUGUAGUGAAAGAUCUCAUGAUUUGAUUUGAUGUUUUCGUAUUUUGAGUGCUGCUACAGUCAUUCCCAUAAUUUAAAUUUUGUGGAGACAAGAGAUAUUGUUAUAGUAUAAAUUAUUCUUCUCUUUUCUCAAGUGAUUUGAUAAA
Molecule: messenger RNA, 943 nt
Organism: Vitis riparia (riverbank grape)
Lineage: Eukaryota; Viridiplantae; Streptophyta; Magnoliopsida; Vitales; Vitaceae
Product: glutathione S-transferase-like
Exons: 3
Coding region: 16-660 (214 amino acids)
Cellular component (GO): cytoplasm
Molecular function (GO): glutathione transferase activity; glutathione binding
Source: RefSeq, a predicted model, not a curated record